Aspergillus campestris IBT 28561 is the source of this 2136-nucleotide messenger RNA. RefSeq names its product universal stress protein family domain protein. NCBI's taxonomy places the organism in Eukaryota, Fungi, Ascomycota, Eurotiomycetes, Eurotiales, Aspergillaceae. The transcript is spliced from 3 exons. The record is from RefSeq and is a predicted model, not a curated record. Bases 1 to 2136 code for a protein of 711 amino acids.
AUGGCUUACAAUCGCAAUCGGAAACGUGUCGGUAUGGGCUUGGCCAGCGCCUUGGAAGAAGAACGCUUGGAGCUGGCUGCCGAACUCGAGAAUCGCAACGGCACCUCCACCAGGAAGGCCCCUCCAUCCCAGCGUCGGAGUGUCUUCGAUACCGUCCCAGACCUCGGAAACCCCUCGCCGGCGCCGUUCCCCCCGCGGCAUGGGUCCAUCGCCGGCAUUGGCGUUGGGGUGACCCCGCCCUCACAUCGCCGCUCCCUGCAAGAGCCCCUGUUCGCCCCGUCACCGCUGCGUUCAGCGACGCCGCCCCCUCCACCUCCGCCCACCACCUCGACCCCCACCACCCCGUCUACCCACCGGGUGGCGGCCACCACCACCUCCCGCGCCCCGCCCCCCAUCGUCAAGCCGAAACCAACCGCCAGUGCCAACGGUGGCACCACCGACCCCGACGGCAAGGACAAGCCCGCCGAGAAACCCCGACCGAGCAUUCGCUGGGACGAUAGCGUCGUCAUGUCGCCCACCGCCAACAGCUACAAUUAUGCCCGCCGGAGCAGCCAGCAGCACGAGAGGCCCCCCAGCAGACCCCAGAGCAAGAAUACCGUCGCCGCCAUGAUGUCCGGCCUCGACCUCAGCUUCGGCCUGCCGGGCUUCUCCCGCGGCCGGGAUUCCUCCCGCAACAACUCCAAGCGAGGGGCCUCGCUGGAUUCGCGCCUGCCCUCCCGCAAGGCCCGCUCCCGCUCCACCUCGCCGGCCACGCGCCUCAUGAGUCCCGGUCCGCCGCGCAUCCCCGCGUCGACCCCGUCCUCCCCCGUGAUGGCAAAAGCGAAACCGUACGUCGUAGAGACCACCGACCUGUCGGCGAACAAGCCUCCCUCGCCCCCUCUGGCUCCGCCCCCCGAGGAGCCGUCGGACGGGGACACCGCCGCGAAGUCGGCGCCCGCGGGGGAUGAGCGUCUGGCCAAGGAUGUGUACGACAGUGACAACAAUCUCAUCGAGACCAGUGAGGACGAGGACGAUGACUCCUCGUCGUCGAGUGACGAGUCCAGUCCGGACCGUGACGGAGACGAGGAGGCCCCGCGAGGCCGCACCAAGGAUCCUGGUCGAAACGGGCCCGCGACGACGGAGCCGAGUGCCACGGUCCGCGACAGCGCCCAAACGACGGACAACAACGACGACGACGUCGAGAGCAGCACGCGUUCCGCCUCCGCGAAGCAAGGCCCCGGCCCCGCCCCGAAGAAAACUGAGGUCCACCCCCGGACUAGCUUUGACUCGGCCUCAGUGACCAACACGCCGUUCGGGUCGGAAGACGAAGCGGAGCUGUCCGACAUCAAGAAGGCCCAGAAGCUGAGCAUCCGCAUGUCGGCCAUCGACAACUCCGUCCGCAGCCGCUCCAUCCGCACCAUCAUCCGGGGCGACUACGCCAACCUGCCCGAGGAGACCGAAGGGGGUCGUCGCCGCCCGCGCAAGUACAUGGUGACCACCGACCUCAGCGAGGAGUCCGUCUACGCGUUGGAGUGGACCAUCGGGACGAUCCUGCGGGAUGGGGACACCAUGUUCGCCGUCUUCUGUCUCCACGAGGAGACGGGCGCCCAGAUCGGCGAAGGCGCCGAGUCCAUGCAGGACGCCGCCGCGGUCGUGGGAUCCCAGACCGAAGAGACGGUGCGAAAAGCCCAGAACGACUCCGCCUCCAACCUCUCGCGGACAAUCCUGGGCCGCCUGGGCACCGGCACGGACAGCAGACCGGGGUCCGUCGACGCGCGGGGCAUGUCCAAGGCCGAGUCUGAGCGCGUGCAUGCCGUCGAGAUCAUCUCGCAGACCUGCGUGCGGUUACUCCGCAAGACCUUACUUCAAGUGCGAGUCGCCGUGGAGGUGAUCCACUGCAAGAGUCCCAAGAAUAUGAUCACGGAAGCGAUUGACGGAUUGGAUCCGACCUUGGUUAUCGUGGGCGCUCGGGGUCGCAGCGCACUGAAAGGUGUUCUUCUAGGAUCCUUCUCCAACUACCUGGUCAUGCAUUCCUCCGUCCCCGUGAUGGUCGCCCGCCGGAAAUUGAAGAAGCAGUCGAAGAACAAAAAGGCCACCGUUCGUCUGUCGAACAACCUCUCGGCGCCGAAGAAACUAGCCCAGGCCAAGAUCGAUUGA